GGGGGCAGUAACGCGCUAAUGCCGAAAACACGACGAGUAUGAAGAAAAAGAAGAAGUAGCAGGAAACGGGAGACAUCCGAUGGUGACACAUCUAAGGUUCUAUGCUCCAGCUCAGGACCGCAGAAGAAGAACACAGUUGUGAGAUCUCCCAGCUCCGACAAGCAGUGUUACAAAACAAUGACAGACUCCUCGAUGAGAUGCUGUGCCAGGAAAUCUACAAGAAGGUCAUCAACUACAGAGGCGGCUGGGGCAUCGCAGGCACGUCGCUACACGCCGCCGUGUCCAGGGGCCACCUCAGUUGUCUCCAGGUCCUGCUGACCCACGGCGCCCUGGUGGACUGUGUGGAUGUCAAGGCUCAGACGCCUCUUUUCGCCGCAGUUCGUGGAAAGUACCUGGACUGUGUUUUAGCGCUCCUCAGGGCUGGCGCCGACCCGAACGGCAACUCCUCUAACAACUGCUCCCCCAUCCUCACUGCCGCUCGGGAGGGCGACGUAGAGAUACUACAGGAACUGCUCAAACAUGGUGCUGAGGUCAACUCGCGCUCCAAAGUCCUGCUCUGGACUUCAAGCGCCAGGGUGUCGAGCGGCCCGCUCUACCUGGCCGCCGUUUACGGACACAUGGAGUGCUUCAAACUGCUGCUCCUCUACGGGGCCGACCCGGAUUACAACUGCGCCGACCCCAGACUGCUGAGUUCCAUCAAGCAGCCCAAAACCGUGCUGGAGAUGUGUCUGAGGCACGGCUGCGACGUGGCGUACAUCCAACUUCUCAUUGACUUCGGAGCCAACGUCUACCUCCCCACGCUCAUCAUCGAGAAGUCCACCAAGCAGAAUGAAGCCGUGGAACUGCUGCUGCAGGAGAGAGGAAAUCCAAAGGCCUUGACGUCACAGUGCAGGCUGGCUGUGCGAAAAUACCUCAAAAAGAUCAACAAGAUCCACAGUAUCGAAGAGCUGGAGAUGCCAACAAGUGUCAUUAACUUCUUGCAGUACAAGCCUCCGCAAGUCACGGUUCUAUAAAUACAUGUUGAAUCAUGUAGUUUGCAGCAAACUAACACAAAAAUCACCACGUCUUCAUGUUUUUCUUUUGAAAUUGACCACCUGCUGAGUCUGUGUAAUGUAAAAUAUGUUGCAUUAAAUGUUUGUGUGGCUAAGUACUGGCUACUUUAUU
Entelurus aequoreus (snake pipefish) is the source of this 1164-nucleotide messenger RNA. Its product is annotated as ankyrin repeat and SOCS box protein 12-like. Gene Ontology annotation, biological process: positive regulation of transcription by RNA polymerase II. Bases 102 to 1013 code for a protein of 303 amino acids. Gene Ontology annotation, cellular component: nucleus. The record is from RefSeq and is a predicted model, not a curated record. The transcript is spliced from 3 exons. Gene Ontology annotation, molecular function: transcription cis-regulatory region binding; protein binding. NCBI's taxonomy places the organism in Eukaryota, Metazoa, Chordata, Actinopteri, Syngnathiformes, Syngnathidae.